AUGAGGCUUGCUUCUAUUGCUUCUCAUAUUAUUUCGCCUCAGCAACAUGCCUUUGUUCUAGGUCGCAACAUUUCUGAUUAUAUCAUGACUACCUCUGAGUGCCUUAAUAUGUUGGAUUCAAAGUGUUAUGGUGGUAAUAUAGCAAUCAAGGCAGACAUUACUAAGGCUUUUGACACUCUUUCACGGGGUUUUCUUCUUCAUGUACUGGAGGCUUUCGGUUUUGAUCCAAAAUUUAUGCUUUGGGUGCAAGCACUCCUUCAGUUAGCUAACCUUUCGCUUUUAAUUAAUGGCAGGCCAGUGGGUUUCUUUUCCUGUGGUAGAGGUGUGCCCCAGGGUGACCCGCUGUCUCCACUAUUUUAUUUGGCUAAAGAGGUAUUAAGUUGUGGUCUCUCUGAGCUUGUGUUAGCAGUCGAAGAUCUCAAGAAAACAAUCCAGACCCUUGCCGCCAACGUCCUCCCGGUCAUCCUCAACUGCCUCUACGAUGCCUUCGGCGACCCCAAACCCGCAGUCAAGAAACAGUCUUUGAGUCUACACCGAUUUGACAUCCACCCAUCUCACCAAAGGCUCAAGGACGCCGACUCCGGCAUGGGGGAGGGUGUCGCUACGCCAUUGGAUUAUCCAUAUGUUGAGUGUACAUCAGCAGCAAUUCAAGCACUCACGCUAUUUAAGAAAUUAUAUCCUGGACAUAGGAGGGAAGAAAUAGAAAACUGUAUUGCUAAUGCUGCAAAGUUCAUUGAAAAGAUACAAGCAACAGAUGGCUCUUGGUAUGGUUCUUGGGGAGUUUGCUUCACCUAUGCUGGCUGGUUUGGAAUAAAGGGUUUGGUUGCUGCUGGAAGGACUUAUGAAGACUGCUCUAGCAUCCGUAAAGCAUGUGAUUUUUUGUUAUCCAAAGAGCUUGCUUCUGGUGGAUGGGGAGAAAGUUAUCUAUCAUGUCAGAACAAGGUGUAUUCAAAUCUUCAGGAUAAUAGGCCACAUAUAGUCAAUACUGCAUGGGCUAUGUUGGCCCUGCUUGGUGCUGGGCAGGCAAAGAGAGACCCAACUCCAUUGCACCGUGCAGCUAGGGUACUAAUAAAUUCUCAAAUGGCAAAUGGAGAUUUUCCCCAGAAGGAUUUACAGGCGUUGUUUCCCGGUAUAUGGUUGACAGAGGUCUCAGCUGAUUCGUUAAAGAUUCCUGAAUUCCCUGAAAAUGUCAAGUUGAUAUGUUUAAUAACCUUUCUGAAUUCAGAUCUGGUAUGGUUUUCUUGUAUGGAAGUUAUGGGCAUGAAUAACCAAAUCAUUAUGAGGGAGCUAUCACAUGUAAGAGGCCUGUGGAGUAAAGGAACUAGAGCGGAUGAGAAAAUGAAAUCUGAUAUGCCUCUUGAUUAUGCGGUUUUCCAGUUGUCACCCAAGCAUUCAAGGUGAGGAAAACAAGUCAGCAGGGAUAUUAUAUUUUCAAGUUUCUUGAUGAUGCCUAAAGAAGUUGAAUCCGGGGCUGAAAUUGAAGCUAUAUAGUUAUUGAUGUUUGUCUUCUUCUUUUUUCCUUUUGGCAGAUGUGAUGUUCAGGUCAUUUGAGUUGCCGAUUGGCUAUGACUGUGACUAUGCUGAAUACCACAGUUUGCUGGAUUUUUAAUUGGAAUUGUUGGAGCAGCUCAAGUCAAGUAAGCUCAAACAUAUCAUUUUGAAAAAGAAGUUGGAACUAGAGCAUCCACCAGACACACUAGGUGCAGCUCCCUUAGCACUACACUAUGCAAGUAUGAGAGAACUUUAGUCGCAAAUAUUUGUCUCUCAAAGAUUUGUUUGUAUCAGCUUUUGCUAUUUUUCAAUGUUAGCUAGAAUGCAGCAGCUAUCAAGCUAGCUAGAAUGCCUUCUUUUUUGGUUUUAUGGUGUGGAUACAUAAAUGUAUAGAUGAUUGACAAAGGCUGCUAGCUCUUUUGGUACACUAGACGCUUGAAUUAGAGUAUUUCAUUACAUAAUAUAUAUUGAGCAUUAUAUUUGUGCAAA
Molecule: messenger RNA, 1980 nt
Organism: Rosa chinensis
Lineage: Eukaryota; Viridiplantae; Streptophyta; Magnoliopsida; Rosales; Rosaceae
Exons: 11
Coding region: 1-1401 (466 amino acids)
Biological process (GO): triterpenoid biosynthetic process
Cellular component (GO): lipid droplet
Molecular function (GO): intramolecular transferase activity
Source: RefSeq, a predicted model, not a curated record